AUGUUAAAGGGCGACGAUGCAUCCUCGGGAACACGUCGCUGGAUCAGCUUUCGCUCUAAAAGAUUCCCAGGGGAGCGUUACCUCAUCACCGGGAAGAAGCAGCAGCGGCGCGGCGCGGAAAGAACACAAGUGGUGGCGGAGCGGGAGUGUGGAGAAGAUGGCUGGGUAAGCAGGCUGGCGGCGAGUCACGGGAGCCGUGAGGGCAGCGGGGGCCCGGGUGGUGGCGGGCCCUCCCCCGGGGGCGGCCUCCCCGGAGCCAGCGGCCCACCUCCGCCUUCAGCGGCUGCUGGUACGGCCCGGCGAGGUGGCCCAUCCAGCGGCCAUGGCGGACCGGGCAGAGGCCCCGCGGGCCCUGCAGCCCAAGUGGGUGCCGGGGGCGGGGAGGGCGGCCAGUACGUGGGCGGCGGAGGAGGCAGCUUGGAGGACACACUGGAACAAUGGAGCCGUAACCCGCUGUUGUGCUGGCUGUGCGAGGAACUGUAUGAAGAGCCGUGCCUGCUGGCCUGCUACCACACCUUCUGCUCCCGCUGCCUCAGGCCCAGACUGCACGACGCCAAGAUUCUAUGUCCGCUGUGUGGGAAGGUGACGGCCCUGAAGGAGGGGCAACUCCCCCCGCGGGACAACCUGAUGGCCUUCCUGGUGGAGUCAUCGUGCGAGGAGCGGCCGCAGUGUGCCAACUGUGAUAAGACCAACCAGUCCGCCAUGUUCUUCUGUAAUACCUGCGGCCAGGUGCUCUGCGGACACUGCCGGGAAGAGACGCACAGAGCUCGCAUGUUUUCACUUCACGAUAUCAUCCACAUGUCCAAGCGAGGGAAGGAAGCCAACAGAAAGUGCACCAUGCAUGGGGAGCCGCAGAUCAUGUUCUCGACCACCAAACGCACCAUGUUGUGCAUCACUUGCUUCAGGGAAACCUCCAUCGACGAUCGCCUCCACUGCAUCGACCUCGACACCGCCUAUACCCAAGGAUGCAAGAAGCUCGACCGCGCCGUCAUGAGUAUCCGGGAGUUGCAGAAUUCAGUGCGAGACGUUAUCUUGUUCAAGGCGCUACUCGACGAACUGCGGAAGAACAUGGAGACGGAGAAGCACAACAUCAACACCCUCUCGGAAAACCUGCAAGAGACCGUCAGACGAACGCACGAUAUCCUCAUGCGGGAAGUGGAUGGGCAGUACGAGGUGAAGGACAAGUUGUUUCGCAGUCAACUGGCGUCACUCGGGGCGCUGCUGCCGAUCAUUCAGGUGCAUCUGUUAAUGUGCACCACCUUCUCCUCUUCCGCUUCCAAGUAUGAGUUCCUCGACCUCGUGUUCCAGUUGAUGGAGAGGCUAGCUGCCAUCGCUCACCUUUCACAUCCGCUUAGGCCCGGCCAGAGCAGCCAGGUGCGCAGUAACUUCAAGAGUGAGUUCUCGCGCAGUCUGGAGCCGCUGCUGUCCGUGAUGGGAAAGGGCCGCGGUGACCCCCACGCUGGACUGCCCUCAGGGUCUUCAGGCUGCAGCGAGAAGCAAUCGUCGGAGGGUGGCUGUGCGUCCCGGCCGCCCUCCGCCGCCUCCGUGAUGGGGCCUCCUCCCUUCGGAAUGCCCGGGUCCCGCCGCUCCCUCUCCGCCGCCAAGCUGAAGAUUAUGGAGACUGGGGGACCCUUCGCCGAGCACUGCAAGACCCAUGAGAAUAAGUUUCGACAAGAACUGACGGCCAAGUUCACUCGACUAAAGGAGGAAGCGCAUGAGCUACACCGGGACGUAACCCACCGCCGCUGCCUGACGCGCCGAGGCCGGGUGGAGGAGAUCGUGAGGGAGUGUGCGGCGCUGGAGGACGAGUUCCGAGCGUAUUCCGACGAGAUGGAGGAGCUGAGAGGGGUGUUUGAUUCCGCGUGGGAGGAGCAGAUCCAGAGAGUGUACGCGGAGCAGGAGGUGUUCCAGUCUCAGGUGAAUGACGUGUCCAGCUUGAGAGACGAGAACAAGAGGCUCAUGAUAAUCGCACAGCAGCUGGAACCUUACAUCCGCUCUAUCACUGCCCUUAUGGAAAGAAUAUCGCCCAAACUCCAGGUUCCUCAGGGCGGCGCGUCCUCAACUGUCGACUCCAGCGAGAAUAUAAUGCAGCAAAUCCUGGACCAGAUCAGCGCCUGUAAGCCAGACCAACAGCAGAGGGGGUGUGCGGACGGGGCAAGUCGCGUGUCUGGCCCCGUGGAUGACUCGGCAGGUGGUGGUGGUGGUGGUGGUGGCGGCGGCCUCCAGGGUACAGGAGGAGGGUCUUCCAUGCUUAUAGCGGGCAUCCCUAAGCCUCCAGAUCCCCCUCACAGCCGCCGGACGCCAGAGCAGGAGGAGGAGGAUGAGGAGAGCGAUCAUGCCCAUGGCUUCUCUCCAGGGCCGGGCUCAGGCCGGGCAGAUCCGGGCCUCACUAGGGAGGGGGACAAGUUCCGCGGGCCCCUGUCACCAGCCUCCUCCAUGGGCUCCUCUGUCCUCGGUGGAUCCUUCGUCGAAGUGCGGCGUGCAGAACGUAUCGUCGGACGGAGGCGCCAGAACAGUGAGGGCGAUUCGUUAGUGUGGGACCGACAUCGAGGCUGUGAGAGCGAGAGUGAAAUGAUGUCGUCGACAACUUCCCUGCGACCCUAUCAACGGCGAGGAUCAGAGGGAAGUGAUGUGGAAGAAGUGCAAAAAGGCAUUUUUAUGCAGCUUCUAGAAAAGGUUCGCUUGAGAGAUGAGAAAAAGAAUAAAGAUUACGAGAGCGACGCGGACGAGGGUCGCGCCUCGUCGCGGGAGCGUGGUGCCGUCGGUCGCGUGGUGCACCGCCAUCCCCGCACCAAAAUCCAGUCUGACCACCACCCUCACCGCUACCCCGACCUCGCCACCGCCGCGUUCGAUGCGUCAGCAGUUCCUGAAAGACCCAAGUCUGCCUGUGAUAACACGCUGCUGCGCGUUGCCGCCAAGCUGUACUCCGGGAUGGGGUCGGUACGGGCUCUAAGCGGAGACCACGAGCCCACCGUCGGGCAGCUCGAGGAGAUGCGAGAAGCCCAGGCGAGAGUGGCGGCUGCUGCCUCGCGCUCCCGAGAGAGCUCGCAGGGACGGGCCCGAUCGGCGGAGCGGGAGGCGGCGGGCAUCAGGACCCCCAAGGCCGUGCCAGUGCCGCAGGUGCCACAAGGAGAGCAGGGCAGAGGAGGCGAAUUCAACCUGGGCGAGGUGAAGGCCAUCGUGCACGCUGAACAGAUGGGAGGACCCAGCCGCAAGUCUCCCGGACGUAAGGACAUGGACUCUAUCUACGCCGUGGCCACGGUUCCCCGUAAGGCAUCCAAAAAGGAGAACAUCUACGAGAACGUUCCCAUGCUGGCUGAGCUGGCCGGGGCUCGCUCCUUACGCGAUGAUCCUCACUACCGGCCGGUUUUCAAGAAACAAAACUCGCUGGAUGCUCUUCCCUCGGACGGCGGGCGGGGCAGAGAGGCCAAGAAGAGUAACGGCGGGGGGAGUCACGGGGGCUCCCGGCACGGCACCCUCAGGAAGGCAGACAGCUUCGAAGGCCACGAGGAGGCAGUCAAGACGCUGGUGGCCGCCGUGCAGGAGACCAGAAUAUUGAGGCGCAAAAAGACUAAAUGAUCGUCUGUUUUAGACUUAGUUUCAAAGGAGUCGUCUUUUUACACAUAUUUUCAUGCUUGUCGUUGCCUGCAUCCGAGAAAAUUUUCAUUUUCAAGUUGAUUAAGUGCUGAAUAGAUACAAGUGGAGAUUCCCGUUAAGCGGUAAGGAAGACAACGUAAUGGUUAACGUAUUCGAACGACAAAUAUUGACGAAAUACACGACACGUCUGGUUUUACCAAAGAGUUUGUGCUGAAUCUUUGAGUGCUGAGUGUUGCGGCGAGAUAGAGUGCUGAGGCAGUGCUGCUCGGUGGUCAUUGUAACACUGCUGAGUCUGUGUCCAAACAAUAUGUGGUGUAACUCAGUCGGUUAGUCAAUCAAUUAAUUGCCGUGACGUCAUCGUUCCAGCGUUCAAAGAUAUCUUGCGGCUGCCCUGAUGACGCUCACCGGCCCCCACCACAGCCGCCGCCCCCAGCGCCGCUCCGGCCUCACCCUCGCCCAGCCCAAGCUCAUCCAAGCGGUCACUAAAGAUUAUUCCUGACGGCGCACCUUUGUAUAUGCUGCAGGCAUAAUUAUGUUAAGGCUCUCAAGGCUCCGGGCCCGACGCGCCUCAGGUUCACUCGGCUCAAGACCUGAAGGCAACAUUUCCGGGCACCACCGGGCUCAGUGAGGACCGCCAGCGAGGGUAAUAAUACUGUGUGUGUUAAGGUAGUAUUUUGUACACGAGGUCCUGCAGUUGUGGCGGAGCCUGUUGCCGGACUCAGCAGUCCCCGGCCAGGCAUCGCACACUGGCAGGCCGCCCCGGCUUCCUCUGUAGCUGCUCACGAUGAUAGGCACCGCGAGGCUUGCGGCGCGCCAUCCAGACUCAUCCAGAGCCCAGGGUGUCGUCCACGCCAGCCCCGCCCCUUCCCCCCGACAGGAGGGAGUGGACAAGGGGGGCCAGGAGCGGGUACGGGAGACACACGGGGUGGGGAGGGUCACUACAGAGAAGGUGAACUUGUUGGCAUCGCUCAGUACAAUUGGAAGAAAACCCAUUCCAGUCACGGCACUGAAUAUGCAUCAGGAUACAAUUGAAAGGGAUGGACAGGGUGACCAGUGCUGGGAUCACGCCAACAGUCUCCCCAGCGAAGCUCACCCCAUCCUGUCCCGCCUUGCCCCGCCCCGUCCCGGUUCCGCCCCGUCCCCGCCACAACCCGCCACAACCCGCCCCAGAACCGCCCCGAGGCGCUGAAACAAAUCAAAACUUUCCACCACGAGGGCGCCACACCGUCGCAGUAGGUCAGGUCAGGUCAGGAGCGGUCAGGUUACCUCCCACGCAUGAUGCAAUCUAAUCAAAAAGUCAUAAUGGAUAAUCAACCGCACAGAUUUAGCUUUUGUAUCUGUAUAACUUUGCUUUUGUUGCUAUAGUAACUUUGAAUUCUCCUUAUAUCCAUCCGAUAAGCGUGCACUCUCUCUCUCUCUCUCUCUCUCUCUCUCUCUCUCUCUCUCUCUUAUAACACAAAUAAUUUUAAAUAUCUUUUUUCCUUCCGUUUUCUUCUCGUCGUCUUCCUUCGCCUGUCCUUCGCCGUCGCCGCCGCAGACUCGCCCUUCAGAACGCACACCUCCCGCCCCGCCUCGCCUCGCCUCCCUCUCGUCUUGCGUUGGCCCCUCACCACACUAGACCAAUACGUUACACUAUAGUUUUCUUUUUCAUACUAUUUGUCGUACUAGGAAGUUAUUAUGGUCGAUUUGCUGGGUCGGUCAGGCAUUCAUCCCAUUAACCCAAGAAGAGGAGCAGAAGGCAAACAUUUUGGGGGAAUGGUUUAUAAUUAUUAGCCGUACGUAGUGAAAAGAACUAAGCUUGUUUUUCUCCCAUUGACAACCCACUUGUAGGUCUCUCCCACUAGCUACCUAGCGCCUUACCCUACGACUUUUAGGAUUAAAUGUAUUAUACUUCGUUCUUGUAAUAAAAAGAGAAGAAUCAUGCAUAAUUCCACAUAAUGUUGGGGGCUAAGUCCUCCAAAAGGAAGAGCGAGAAGCAAGAGUGUGAGGGAUGCUUAUAAUCAGAGGGAGAAUGUAUCGACGCUGUUGUUUGUAUCUUUCCUUUAGGCAAAUUAUGUGCAUCACUUAAAAUCACUUAGACACAGGGGCGUGGAUCUUAACAUGGGCAAAUAAACUGCAUCGUUUAGACACUGAAACGAAGGAAGAUAUACGAAAGAACUCUCUCCAUAACUAUUUUUUUCCCCUUUGAGCAAAUUAUCUGUAUCGGUUAGACUCAGCUACGAAGGGAGACAAAGAGGAGCAGUACCCGAGAAAUAUUCGUAACUAAACGAUAUGCGUAUAACGAUGCCGGAGAGAUAGAAACAAACACGCCUGACGUUCUCGUGCGACUGAAAAAUAAACUUGCGAGCGAAUGAUUCCAGUGUGUGUUGUAAGGAAGUUAGUGUGCGCAUGGAGGAACCGAAGCUGUAUAUUUAACUGAAGGCUUGAAUAACGCACAAUUAAGACCCAGGAAGCAAGGAGCGAGAAUUAUAUUAUGGCCUCAUACUUCAUGGCAAGCGGAAAUGUUUAUUUUUGUGAAGUCAGGGACAAAAAUAGGACGGAAUAUUAGGAGUGUAUGAAUAGUUGGGGUUGCCCAUGUGUGUGUGUGUGUGUGUGUGUGUGUGUGUGUGUGUGUGUGUGUGUGUGUGUGUGUGUGUGUGUGUGCGUGUAUGAGUGUGUAUGUGUGUCUCUGUGUCUGUGUGUGUGUGACCUCCCCCCUCGAUUUCCAUGCACACUCUUCGCCUCUCUGUCGCUCGCCAGCAUCUCCCGUGGCGCCUUAACGUACUCACCCCGGCAGCUGACAGUCUAUAUGCCACAAGGAGGUGCUGUCGGACGCACCAACCUCUCACCCGCAGUUGUGAAUAAUAUGUAUCACAACAACAACAACAGCAACAACAAUAAUAACAUCAAAAAAGCAGAAAAAAAAUGGAUAAAAAUAGGUACUUUGUUGGUUGAAGCUCAAGCAGAUAACUCUACUGUACUCUUUUGUUGAUUUCUUUUAUAUAUAAGACAUUCAUGAAGUCCUUGUUGACGCCUUUGUUGUGCACUCGCCGCCUUGGAUAAGUUGGUGACCCCAGCAGCGGUGCAGUGUGUGGCCCUUCCCGACACCCGCCUGACGCAGCCCUCCUCCCGUCCCUUUCUCUCACCACUGUUCAAAUACGUUAAGCUCCGUUCGUAUACGGAAGUAUUUGACGAUGUUACGUUUGUUUGACUUGACUUAUCUAAUUCUUGUUACGCUCCGUUCGUUUACGGAGGUCAUUUAACCUUUUCGGUGUUUUUUGUGAUUUUUUUUUUUAACUCUUUUUGUCUCUUUCUCUUUGUAACGAAUCAUUAACGCCCCAUUUUCUCUCAUUGAAGAUGUCAGCGCAAUCCUACCUCGUCUUCCUGUCUCUCCUCUAUCCUCUUUUGAUGUUUUCCUUCUUCACUCCCUCCAAACUCAGUGAUAUCCUUGCCUCGCCUCCCGCCCUCCCUCCAUCCUUCCUUCCUCGCCAAUUCUUCACGAUCAAGUUGGUUAGGAAUAAUAAAAACAUUCCCUUAUUUAUUUCGUUCGUUCCUGCGUUUGUAGGUUUGUUCUAACUUCUGUAAAACGCUUUCGAAUUUUUGACAAGGUGUUUGGUUUUAUUUAAGUGUUACAUUUUCGAAGAUUUAUUAUUAUCUACUUUCUAGUCAGUCCUGUUGCUCUACCUCCAUCUCCCUCCCAGCUCUCGCAACCCACACUGUAAAUCUCUGUAAAUGAUAAAUGACAGACGAUAAAAAAAAAACAAAGGAAGAACCAAUAAAAGAGAAUGAUACUUUUGAGAA
Molecule: messenger RNA, 7377 nt
Organism: Portunus trituberculatus (swimming crab)
Lineage: Eukaryota; Metazoa; Arthropoda; Malacostraca; Decapoda; Portunidae
Cellular component (GO): perinuclear region of cytoplasm
Molecular function (GO): zinc ion binding; Hsp70 protein binding; transmembrane transporter binding
Source: RefSeq, a predicted model, not a curated record